AUCUUAUAUAUUUACAUUCACAAACAGAAAGAAAUAAUAUCAACAAUGCCUCCGCUACCUUCAGAUUUCACUGACGUAACUUUGGCAAGAAACACAAGAACGAGGUUAGAUUUUGGAAUAACUGCAAAUGAUGUGAAAGGACCUGUUAAACGCCAAGCGGAAAGUCUCGAUUUAACCCCUACACUGAAGAGAAGACGAUUUCAUUGCUUCACAUCAACACCCAAACCAGAAGUGACAACUCUUAGCCCAAUAUCGAGCAUCAUACAAGCUGUUGAUAAGCUGUCUACAGAAUCUGACCUUAUUGCAGACGGAUCACGUGUCAAUAUUCUACCCACAAUUCCAGGAAAGCAUAGCGAUCUUAGCGCCAUCUCACCGGAAACGAUGUCUGACGUCCUGGACGGCGUCUACGACAGCAGUGUUGACAAAGUAACGAUUAUAGACUGUAGAUAUCCGUAUGAAUUCGGAGGCGGUCAUAUAAAGGUAAAUUCAAAAGAAUCAUUAUUUAUCGACGUCAAUUAUUAUAGCAUAUUUUUUUUUAACUUUACUGAUAUUUUACGUUGUUAUAAAUUUAUUCUAUCUAUUUUUCAGGGAGCUGUCAAUUUAUUUACUAAAGAAUCGAUAAAACAAUUCAUCCAAGAAACAGUGACGUCACCAACAAACAACCAUGUUCUCAUUUUCCACUGCGAAUUUUCUUCUGAAAGAGGACCAAAAAUGUAUCGCCACUUAAGGGCUCUAGAUCGAGAUUUGAACAAAGACAACUACCCUCGACUCAACUUUCCCGAGAUUUAUCUCUUAGAAGGAGGUUAUAAAGCUUUCUUCAACACAAACAAGGAACAAUGUUUCCCACAGACGUACAAACCAAUGUUGCACAAGGAACACAGAGACGACUUGCGUCACUUCCGGGUAAAAUCAAAGUCAUGGUCAGCAGGCGACAGACCACGCAAAACGUCAGAUAUUGGCAAGGGACUUCGGCUAAGAUUUUGAUUUGAUAUAGGAUGACUGUGUUCCAUUUAAUAUCAACAAACUGUGCUUGAAUGUCAAAAUCUGAUACUUUCGUUUGAAAUGAAGAAAUUGUUGUGUUAUUUCGAACAAACAUCAGACUGUGAUUUGAAUAACCACUGUGAUAGACAUUUCUUUCUUUUUUACACUACAUCUUGCUUUUUCUGUCUGUCUUGUGUGUAUCACGGAGUUGUCGAGGUAUUCAUCAUGUUAAACGAAUAUUGUUAUGCAUUUUCCUGUUGUGCUUUUAUCGUUAUGUUUUAUAUAUAUGUUGUUAAACUGAUUUUACAAAUAAUAAAAUGUUAGAAAACAAUUACUCUUUUUUCUCUUUUAAAGUGAAUAAAUAGUGACAUUUGAAGGGAAGUCAUUGGUUUUUUAUUUACAAAUACUAGUAUUCCACAAUAGAUGGACAUAUCAUUGUGCCCUAGCUGUCUUGCGAGCUGAAACAAUUCCUUUCGUUUAAUGACUUUCGAAUACAUGCACGUUUUGCCUCUGUUAUAGUGCUCU
This is a messenger RNA of Ruditapes philippinarum (Manila clam), 1506 nucleotides long. Its product is annotated as M-phase inducer phosphatase 1-like. Gene Ontology annotation, molecular function: protein tyrosine phosphatase activity. Gene Ontology annotation, biological process: protein dephosphorylation; positive regulation of G2/M transition of mitotic cell cycle; positive regulation of G2/MI transition of meiotic cell cycle. The transcript has 5 exons. The record is from RefSeq and is a predicted model, not a curated record. The coding region runs from base 46 to 984 and encodes 312 amino acids. Lineage: Eukaryota; Metazoa; Mollusca; Bivalvia; Venerida; Veneridae. Gene Ontology annotation, cellular component: cytoplasm; nucleus.